CAGCCGUGUUGGUUGACACUGGUUCUGUCAGUGGACUGUUUGUGUUUAUGAAGACCCCCCCCUCAGCUGGCUCAUACAGAUGUCCGACCCCCCGACAGAGGAGCUGGUGCAGCAGUGGGAGAGUGAACAGCAGCGUCUGCGGCAGCAGGUGGUGGAGGAGGACACCGAGGCCUGGCAGAGGAGUCCACACCUGUCAGGUCUGGAGCGAGUGGGUGGAGUGGACCUGUCCUUCAUCAAAGGGGACCACGUCAACGCGUGUGCCCAGCUGGUGGUCCUCAGCUACCCCCACCUGGAGGUUCUGUAUGAGGACAGUCAGAUGGUGAAGCUGACGGCUCCGUACGUAUCCGGCUUCCUGGCCUUCAGAGAAACCCCCUUCCUCCUGGAGGCUCUGCAAAGACUGGAAAAAAAGGAGCCUUCACUUAUGCCUCAGGUGGUGUUUGUUGAUGGCAACGGCGUCUUCCACCACAGGGAGUUCGGCCUAGCGUGUCAUCUAGGAGUGUUAUCAGGGCUGCCCUGUGUGGGCGUGGCUAAGAACCUGCUGCAGGUGGACGGCGUGUUCAACGAGGAGCACCAGUCCCAGAUCGCAGCUCUGCAGACAGGAGGAGACAGCUUCCCACUCACUGCCACCUCAGGCAAAGUGCUGGGGAAGGCUUUACGCAGCUCCGUCAAAAGUUUUAAACCAGUGUAUGUGUCGGUCGGCCACAAGAUCAGCCUGGACACAGCUGUUCGCCUCACACACUCCUGCUGCCGCUACAGAGUACCUGAGCCCAUCAGACAGGCUGACUGUCGCUCCAGAGAAUAUCUUCGUGUUCACUUCCCAGCUGCAGAUGUGUGAAACUAAACAAUGAGAUUGCAAAUGCAAUGCAGUGAUAACAGCUUCUCAAAAGACUCCUUCAAACCCCUGUGGGAAAGUGAGAAUUUGAGGAUCAGACAGCGACAAAGUGCUGCACCUACGUGCCGUUUUCAAAAUGCAGCUGUUUUAGUCUUUUGGCAGGAAAACCAUGAGUUUAACUGUAUCUUUUUAUGCACUCGCCCCAUAUUUAAACUGGAUGUGGGUCAGACUGGCUCUUUUUAUAAACUGUUCUCAUUACACUUUUGGGUCACUCACCUUUUUACACUGGGAGCCUUUUAAAUAAAUCAUAAAACAUU
This is a messenger RNA of Sphaeramia orbicularis (orbiculate cardinalfish), 1149 nucleotides long. Its product is annotated as endonuclease V-like. Lineage: Eukaryota; Metazoa; Chordata; Actinopteri; Kurtiformes; Apogonidae. Gene Ontology annotation, cellular component: cytoplasm; nucleolus. Gene Ontology annotation, molecular function: single-stranded RNA binding; RNA endonuclease activity producing 5'-phosphomonoesters, hydrolytic mechanism. Gene Ontology annotation, biological process: DNA repair. The record is from RefSeq and is a predicted model, not a curated record.